AUGUUCACUCCAUUGGGUUUUUUACAAGUUUUAUUGAUUCCAGUCAAAGUUUUAAUAUUUGCCAUACUAUACCCAUUCCAGGGUGGGGUUCCUGGUAAAUAUGUGGAUGAUUUCAAAAGGUCCCUUGUAUUAGUGAUAUGUCGAGCUGCUUUGAAAUUACCACCGCAAGAUAAAGGGAUGUUGAGUUUUCUUUCGGUGGAUUAUAUUCUUAAUACAAUCAUGAAGUUCAUGCAUCCAGAAUUGACCAAGUUGAAUAAUUUUGGUAAGAAAUAUGAUAAUCAAAGUUAUUGGAUAGUUGAAGCUCCAAAUAGACUGAAACAUGAUCCAAUAUUGAUUUAUUUACAUGGUGGGGUUUAUUAUUUUGGUGUUUCGCCUCCCCAGAUUGAAGGUAUUUUGGGAAUUUAUCACUUGUUGGAGUCCAAUAAAAGGAAAAAGUUAUCGAUUUUGGUUUUGGAUUAUAAAUUGGCCAGUAAAGGACAUCCUAUGCCAGCACAAUUAGGUGAUCUAGUAACUUUAUAUAAGAAGUUAGUCGACGAAGGUAAUGAUAAUAUCCAAUUGAUUGGUGAUUCUGCAGGUGGUAAUUUGGCAAUCACAUUCCUUCAACAUUUACGUAUUUCAAAUGAAAAAUUGCCAUACCCAAGAAAUCUUGUUUUGAUUAGUCCAUGGUGUAAAAUUGUCCCUGAUGCUUCUGAUCAUACACCAGGUCAUACAUUCUUUGAUAACGAUGCUUUUGAUAUACUUUGUUGGGAGAAUUCAAAAGGGUUCCUUAUUGAUCCAACUCCUUUAAUGGGUAGUACCGAUCCUAGGUCAUUAACCAUCUCCCCAGGGAAUUGUACUUAUAAUUAUUCAGACUGGGAGGAUAUUCCAACACUUAAUGAACCAGGAUAUUCCACAUUUGUUAUACUUGGAGAAAAUGAAGCAUUAAGAGAUGAUAUUUUACGAUGGUGUCAAUUCAGUUUGAAAUCACCGAUUCCAUUAAAAAUAGAAAGUUGUGGACCAGAAGAGAAAGUGUUUAUCAAGAAUGAUCCAACUUCUGCAAAGACGAAAGUUGUCAUUGAACCAGAUGGAAUACAUGAUGGUGCUAUGGUUGUUGAAACUGAUCUUAUUCAAUUGUUAGAUGAGAAUCCAAACACUACUGUUGAAUCAUUAGAUGAUGAUAGAUAUUUUGGAAUGAUUGAAAUUGUCAAUUUUUUAAAUAAUGUUUUAUAA
Molecule: messenger RNA, 1209 nt
Organism: Candida tropicalis MYA-3404
Lineage: Eukaryota; Fungi; Ascomycota; Pichiomycetes; Serinales; Debaryomycetaceae
Exons: 1
Coding region: 1-1209 (402 amino acids)
Source: RefSeq, a predicted model, not a curated record